This is a messenger RNA of Sycon ciliatum, 1209 nucleotides long. RefSeq lists its product as uncharacterized. The coding region runs from base 7 to 1116 and encodes 369 amino acids. Lineage: Eukaryota; Metazoa; Porifera; Calcarea; Leucosolenida; Sycettidae. The record is from RefSeq and is a predicted model, not a curated record. The transcript has a single exon.
ACGGAGAUGCCCCGUGCACGUAAGCAGUCAGCUCCCGGGCCCAGGCGAUCCAGUCGCAGGCGCGCCUCGUCGUCCCCGUAUGCUGACACUCCAAAUCGAGCCCCUGCGAACCAUGCGGCCGAUCGUUCCGGCAAUGCCCGUGCGGAGCAGGACGAUAUCCCGUCCGCCGUUCCCCAGCCGGCCAGCCUACUCACAACUGGCCUAAAUCCACGUUCCGUUACGGCGGCCGUGUCGACGGCCCUGCACCCCCUGCUGGCUCGAGUCGAGCGCCUUGAGGAGCGAAUUUCAGCUCGCCAGGAUCCGGACGGCCAUGCUCAGGCGGCGGUCCCCUCAGUGGCAGAUGUGGUCCAAACCGCGUCCAACACCGUCACCCAUCACCCGCCGCAGGUCGACUCCGGCCCCAUGGACAUUUCCCUCAUGCAACCCGCGCUGCCUCCGAUCGUAGCGCCCAUGGCGAACACUCGUGAGUCCAGCUCUAUUGUUCCCACGGUCCCGCGUAAGUUGCUUGACAAAAUCACAGGCGGCGAAUAUAUUGAGCUGGAGGAUCUCCUCCCGGAGAAUGUGGGCGCAGGGUCCGAGCCCUUGGAGCUCAGUACCGCCAACGGAGAGGGCCGGCGUGUGUCCCUCAAUUUAUGUGUGACUAAGAAGCGCUCCAUUGUCGACUUCACUGCCUGGCUGGAAGCCUACACAAUCUACAUGGCCUGCGCACUGAAACAUGUGCCAUUCCGAGCACUGGAGCUGGUGACGUACCAGCACAUUAUCUGUACUGCCAACCAGCAGUUUGCGACCCCAGCUGUACUGGGGUAUGACCGUGCCUUCCGUGCAGCGGUGGCAACAACCUCGGCUCGUUGGGACGCAAUCGACCAAAGCCUCUGGAGCCUGCACCUGAUCCGGGCACCCCGACCAUCAUGUCCGCGCUGCACAACGCACCACAGCCUUGACCGUUGCCCACAGUAUUUCGCAGGGCCACAUGCUCCAGCUGGCACCAACACCAGCCGUCCUACGCAGCCAUUUCUGGCCGGGGCAGGCAGCACCUGCCAGAUCUGCCUCAACUUCAGCCGUGGCCGCCCAUGCCAACACCAGCCCUGUGAACGCUUGCACGUCUGCUCAACCUGAGGUCAUCCCGCCGCUCGCUGCACCAACGACGGUCGCCGGGGACCCCGCCAGACGGACAAGCCCGUCGCAGCGAAGUAGUCUCCCCACGCCUCU